AUGACGUCGGCCUAUGUCUUUCCCGAGCGCCACGAGCUACAAGCCCUCUCCAUGCUUCCCCUCAACGUAGUAAGACGAUUGCCUUUAUUCGUGACCAAAGGCUCCACGAGCACCGUCCCUCACUCGUGCGUUUUGUACAUUCGGCAGCGAACUACGGGCCAGCUGGAUAUUGUCAUUGACCGCCCCGACGAGGAGGAUCUUGAACAAGCACGCUCUAUUCUUAAUGAAAUCAUCACCGAGGGGACCACCUAUCCCUAUUUGGCACCGUUGGAUCAGGACGGCUUUCGUGGCUAUUUUCUCAGCCAUGACGCAUUUGUCGCCAAACACGCCGGUCAAGUGGUAGGUAUCUUCUAUAUCAAACCCAACUUCCCGGGUCGAUGCGCACACAUUUGCAAUGCUGGGUUUUGUGUGCCCGAGACCCAUCGGCGAAAGGGUGUGGCACGUGCAAUGGCACAGGCUUACUUGCAGCUGGCACCUCAGCUUGGCUACCACGCGAGCAUGUUUAACCUGGUGCGCGCGCCGCGACACUCGCUGCCGGUCUUGUAG
Molecule: messenger RNA, 546 nt
Organism: Monosiga brevicollis MX1
Lineage: Eukaryota; Choanoflagellata; Craspedida; Salpingoecidae
Exons: 4
Coding region: 1-546 (181 amino acids)
Molecular function (GO): acyltransferase activity, transferring groups other than amino-acyl groups
Source: RefSeq, a predicted model, not a curated record